AUUGCUUUUUGUAUGUAACAGCUGUUAUAUUUUCACGAUUCCAGAGUCGGUCACAUAGUGUUUGUUAACGAUAUCUGAAUAUGUCAUUAAAUUUUAUCGAGAAAUUCACUAUGUAUAAAUUAUUAAAUCAUGUUUACUAUUGGUUUUGCAGGUAAUGAUUUAAUAAAAAAAUGGAGAAGUGUAAAAGAUAAUUACUUCAGAUAUUCAAAAAAAUUAAAAGAAGCAUCAAAAUCGGGCUCGGGCGCUACGAAACUGAAGAAGUAUCAUUUAUACAAUCAACUCCUUUUUUUGAGAAAAGUGGAACAAAAUGCCACCGAAUCUAGCUUAGACUCGCCUAGAGAAAUCAACAAUGAAUCUACGUCUACAAAUGAUGACAUUACCACAGACAACACUCCGCGCUAUGUUCCAGUCGCGCGCAAAAGGGCAAUGCAAAUGGAUGAGUUUGAAAGAGAAGGACUAAAACUUCUCAAGGAGCCGGAAAAUCGCCAUAUGUCCUUUUUCAGAGCUAUAUUGCCAUCUAUUCAAGAAUUUUCCGACCGAGAAACUCUCCGUUUCCAAAGUAAAGUUAUACAAAUUAUAGAUGAAAUGCGGUAUGGACAAACAUCAUCAUAUGUGAGUGGCCCAUCAACGUCUCACCAACCACCAUAUGGGUAUCAAACAGCAAAUUUUCAAAGUACAUACAUUUCUGAUUUUAAUAAUUCAAUUACAUCUCCAGAAACAUCUCAAGCAAGUGAAGAAACUGAAUACGAUUUUUCUAAUUUGUAAUUACUGGAUGAUAUCUCUCUUAAAUAAUGUCUAAAUUUAAAAUUAUGACAAUUGCUGAUUAUUUGUGAGUUGAUUACU
Messenger RNA from Melitaea cinxia (Glanville fritillary), 843 nucleotides. RefSeq lists its product as uncharacterized. The transcript has a single exon. NCBI's taxonomy places the organism in Eukaryota, Metazoa, Arthropoda, Insecta, Lepidoptera, Nymphalidae. Gene Ontology annotation, molecular function: DNA binding. The coding region runs from base 130 to 765 and encodes 211 amino acids. The record is from RefSeq and is a predicted model, not a curated record.